This is a messenger RNA of Sesamum indicum (sesame), 1225 nucleotides long. RefSeq lists its product as uncharacterized. The record is from RefSeq and is a predicted model, not a curated record. Gene Ontology annotation, molecular function: ubiquitin binding. NCBI's taxonomy places the organism in Eukaryota, Viridiplantae, Streptophyta, Magnoliopsida, Lamiales, Pedaliaceae.
AACCAAACGCUUCUCCAGAAAGAAAGGCGGAGAUAGAAGAAAAGUACGUCUCGACCUCGAAGGAAAGCUUGGAAUCUCCAAUUGCAUCCCUCAAAACCCUAACCUUAGUUCCUGAUUCGAUAUACUUUUUUUUACUUGAAUUUCGGAAGAACGAAUAAUCUGACUGUGAGAGAUAAAAUUUGUUGAGCUAAAUCAAUUUUUUUAAAGUAUUAUAAUUAUAAUAAUGUCUGCAAUAGUGUGUGGAAAGAGAUCGUUCUUCGAUGAAACAGAAUCCGCGGCGGCGUCGCCGACGUCUGCAUCGCCUCCGGCCUACAAGAGGUUCCGGUGCUCUUCAUCCACUUCACCGGUCCGGUUUACUUACUCGCCGCCGGUACAAGCGAGUCCGGUUGAUCGGCUUAAGGCUUUGUUUCCUGAUUUGGAAUUUCAGCUUCUAGAGAAAGCUUUAGAAGAGUCUGGAAAUGACUUGGAUUUGGCUAUUAAGAGCCUUCACGAGCUUUGUCUUCAAUAUUCAGAGGGCAACUCAGACUCCACUGCUGAAGAAAAUGAGAUUAUGGGAAAAGGUGAAAUGCCAACAGGUGGGGAUACAGUUCCUCUGCAGGAGCCUCAGGUCCAGAACAACCUGCCUUCAGAUGGGGCGGAAUGGGUGGAUUUGCUUGUGAAGGAGAUGAUGCAUGCUACUAGUAUUGAUGAUGCAAGAGGCCGUGCUGCCAGCGUAUUGGAGAGUUUGGAGAAAUCCAUAAGCUCUCGGGCUAGUGUUGAGGCAGCUCAAAAUUUUCACAAGGAAAAUGUGAUGCUGAAGGAACACAUUGAGACACUUCUUCGAGAUAAUGUCAUCCUUAAACGUGCUGUAGCCAUCCAGCAUGAACGGCAAAAGGAGAAUGAUGAGAGAACCCAAGAGGUGCAGCAACUGAAGCAGUUGGUGGUUCUGUAUCAGGAGCAGUUGCGAACACUUGAGGUGAACAACUAUGCGUUGACUUUGCAUUUGCGUCAGGCUCAGCAGAGCAACUCCAUCCCAGGACGUUUCCAUCCAGAUGUAUUCUAAAUUUCAGGUGAUCGUCAGUUCGUGUGCUGCAAUAGCUGCUGCUAGAUUUUAUAUAGGUUGUGCCACAAAAUGUUUAAUACAAAAGUUAUGCAUGUUGUAAAAACUUUGAUCUUUAUGUGAAGCAUUACCUCAAGGACUGGGGUCAUGUCAAAAGUUAUGCAAGUAAUUUAUGCUUGUGUCUUC